This is a messenger RNA of Oncorhynchus mykiss (rainbow trout), 2567 nucleotides long. Its product is annotated as twisted gastrulation protein homolog 1-A. The record is from RefSeq and is a predicted model, not a curated record. Gene Ontology annotation, biological process: regulation of BMP signaling pathway. Lineage: Eukaryota; Metazoa; Chordata; Actinopteri; Salmoniformes; Salmonidae.
AUGGCCUAUCACAUGAUACCAAUUGACAGUGGUCUUGGCUCGGGUUCACCUGAGCAGGGCUCCUGUGUCUGAAAUGGUAACUGUAUCUUUAAGGCGCUUGCCUACCCCUGUCUGCUUUGUGUAGAGAGUGUGGAGAGUCACGCCAUCAGAACAUGCUUUAAUUCUGAAAGGUAGAGGUGGAAAAGGGGUUAAGAAACGUUCACCUCUGGAGCAACAAUCGACAAGUUGGGCAAGGAUAUCGUUGUUUCGUGCGUGUCGGAAAUGAAGUCCACUCAAUUUUUACUAUCCACUGCACUUCUUUUCCUUCUAUCUGGACUUUCCAUGAUUACCGCCUGCAACAAGGCUCUCUGUGCCAGUGAUGUCAGCAAGUGCCUCAUUCAGGAGCUGUGUCAGUGCAGGCCCUCUGAUGGGAACUGCUCAUGCUGUAAGGAGUGUAUGCUCUGUCUGGGUACACUGUGGGAGGAGUGCUGCGACUGUGUGGGGAUGUGUAACCCCAGGAACUACAGCGAUACUCCGGCUACCUCCAAGAGCACGGUGGAGGAACUCUACCGACCCAUCCCCUCACUGUUCCGUGCCCUCACCGAGGGCGAAGCACCUAUCAACAUGAUGGUGGUAUCCUUCCCUGUGGCUGAGGAACUAUCUUACCAUGAGAACCUGGUGUCUUUCCUGGAAACUCUGGAGGACCAGCACCAAAAUGUCUCCCUGACCGGGAACAGUAUCCACACCAGCUACGAUAACACCCAAAGUACUGAAGAUAACAUGUGCACUGUGGUGUACUUUGACGACUGCGUGUCCAUCCGCCAGUGCAAGCAAUACUGUGAGUCCAUGGGGGGCUCCAAAUACCGCUGGUUCCACAAUGCCUGCUGUGAGUGUAUCGGCCCAGAGUGCCUCGACUACGGCAGCAAAACUGUCAAGUGUAUGAACUGCCUGUUCUGAUUGAAGCUAAUAGGACUGGCGACAUUAGGGGACUAUCUGGAGUAGCAGGUGAAGGUUAACUGAGGAAUAUGACUUUCAUAAUGCUUCACUAUUUUUAUGUAUUAUGAAUUAUUUUUGCUCAUUUUUAUAUUUUAUAGGUUCUUUAGCAAAUUAGAAAUAUAUCGUUUUGAAUUUUUUUCUAGUUAAGAGGAGAGGUCAAUGUUUUAAAAUGUGUAAUGCAAUGGCAUUUUAUUUUUGGUGUCAUGGAAAAUCAGAGUAAAUGCUAUUUGUAUAAUUGUUUGAUCACGUGUUAUUUUAGGAAACAACGUCCAUAUUCAAUCAAACUAAUAGCCAGCCGUUCACAUGUUUGAUUUUAUAUGUGCAGUUUAAAUGAUUUGUUUCAUACUGUAAACAUUAUUUUAAAUCGAAUAAUUGAAAAUGAGUUCGGCCAGACAUAUAGGACAUGUUUGGUACAGAUGGGUUAAGUUCAGCUGGCCAGACAGAUGGGACAUGUUUGGUACAGAUGGGUUAAGUUCAGCUGGCCAGACAGAUGGGACAUGUUUGGUACAGAUGGGUUAAGUUCAGCUGGCCAGACAGAUGGGACAUGUUUGGUACAGAUGGGUUAAGUUCAGCUGGCCAGACAGAUGGGACAUGUUUGGCUGACCAGAUAGGAUAAGCACGGUUUGUACGGUGAUGGAAUUUUGUGUUUUCCAGGCCUGGAAAAGUUAGGACAAGUUUGGCCAGAUAUGAUAAUUUCAGAAAUAAGUUUGGCCGGCUAGAUAGUUUAAUCUGGCCAAAUUUAUCCUAAUUCAGCUGGCUGGCCCGAUAGGACAAGUCAUCAAGACAGAUGGGAUAUAUGUUCAGCUGGCUGGCCCGAUAGGACAAGUCAUCAAGACAGAUGGGAUAUAUAACAAGUUCGGACAAUUGGCCAGAUGGGUUAAGGUCAGCUCGCUGGACAGAUGAGACGAGUGCAGCCAGAUAAGUUUGGUAGGCCGGUCAGACAGAUAAGUUCACAACCGGGGACCAGCAUGUGGGGGUGUUGGGGGUAUCCGAGCUUCAUCAGCCAACACUAGAUAUUGGUUAAUCAAAUCUUCCCAUUCUGGCUUAAUUUGGCAUGCCUUCUUAAACAGCCAAACUGUAUACGCAUUCACACAUCAAGUUUUCUCUUGAGUUGGGCUCAGGGAUGGAACAACUGUUGAACAUUUGAGUUGGGUGUGGGGGUAGGUCGAACUAUGGGUGGAAAGGGAGAGAGGGGCAUGCAUCCCACAUCAGUUGACCAAAAUGUAGAAUUCCUACUACCGGCCAUUAUGGGUAGCAAUCAUUAGAAGUGCUUAUUAUUAUGCAUAUUAUUUGUCAAUUGUGGGAAUAAAUUAGGAUAUGCAUGUUUUUUGAAAUAUGCAGUACAACUGAGGGGAAGGGGUUCGAAAUGAUGUUCGCUGCGGAUCUGGUUCUGUACUGUAGGUGGCACCAUGUGCUCUUUUUAAAGGAUGAGCCCAUAUCUCUUGAAAGGCCCUAGGAUCCAUGUGUAAAGGGUUGGUCAGACAUUCACUGGAAUGACAACCCUACAUGGGAUGGGGGUGGAAUAUUGAAGGACAAUUAGAGGUUUCCUUAGUCGCAGCUACGAUAUGCUUAACAGUGCAAAUAUUAUGGUA